AUUGCCGCGGCCGGGCGGGCGGGCGGCUGGCGGCGGGGCCGCGCUUCCCGAGUCAUGGAGGCGCUCAUUCCUGUCAUCAACAAGCUGCAGGACGUCUUCAACACGGUGGGCGCAGACAUCAUCCAGCUGCCUCAGAUCGUGGUGGUGGGCACGCAGAGCAGUGGGAAGAGCUCGGUGCUGGAAAGCUUAGUAGGAAGGGACCUGCUCCCCAGAGGCACUGGCAUUGUUACCCGGAGACCCCUCAUCCUGCAGCUUGUCCAUGUUUCACCUGAAGAUAAACGGAAAACAACAGGAGAAGAAAAUGGAGUUGAAGCAGAAGAAUGGGGUAAAUUUCUCCACACCAAGAAUAAGCUUUAUACAGAUUUCGAUGAAAUUCGACAAGAAAUUGAAAAUGAAACAGAAAGGAUUUCAGGAAAUAAUAAGGGAGUCAGCCCUGAACCUAUUCAUCUUAAGAUUUUUUCACCCAAUGUUGUCAAUCUGACACUCGUGGAUUUGCCAGGAAUGACCAAGGUGCCUGUGGGUGAUCAGCCUAAGGACAUUGAGCUUCAGAUCAGAGAGCUCAUUCUGCGGUUCAUCAGUAAUCCCAACUCCAUCAUCCUUGCUGUCACUGCUGCCAAUACAGACAUGGCGACCUCAGAAGCUCUCAAAAUAUCAAGAGAGGUAGAUCCAGAUGGUCGCAGGACUCUGGCUGUCAUCACUAAGCUUGACCUCAUGGAUGCAGGCACUGAUGCCAUGGAUGUGCUGAUGGGCAGGGUUAUUCCAGUGAAGCUUGGAAUAAUUGGAGUAGUUAACAGGAGCCAACUAGACAUUAACAAUAAGAAGAGUGUCACUGAUUCAAUCCGUGAUGAAUAUGCUUUCCUUCAAAAGAAAUACCCAUCUCUGGCCAACAGAAACGGAACAAAGUACCUUGCUAGGACCCUGAACAGGUUACUGAUGCAUCACAUCAGAGAUUGUUUACCAGAGCUCAAGACGAGAAUCAAUGUACUGGCUGCCCAGUACCAGUCUCUCCUCAACAGCUAUGGCGAGCCCGUGGAUGACAAAAGUGCUACCUUACUCCAGCUCAUCACCAAGUUCGCCACAGAGUACUGUAACACGAUCGAGGGGACUGCAAAGUACAUCGAGACUUCAGAGCUAUGUGGUGGUGCUAGAAUAUGUUACAUUUUCCAUGAGACUUUUGGGCGAACCUUAGAAUCUGUCGACCCACUAGGUGGCCUUAACACUAUCGACAUCCUGACUGCCAUCAGGAACGCUACCGGCCCUCGUCCUGCUUUGUUUGUGCCUGAGGUUUCCUUUGAGCUGCUGGUCAAGCGGCAGAUCAAGCGCCUGGAGGAGCCCAGCCUUCGCUGCGUGGAGCUGGUCCACGAGGAGAUGCAACGGAUCAUCCAGCACUGCAGCAACUACAGCACGCAGGAGUUACUGCGGUUCCCUAAGCUUCACGACGCCAUUGUCGAAGUAGUGACUUGUCUCCUGAGGAAGCGGUUGCCUGUUACAAAUGAAAUGGUCCAUAACUUAGUGGCAAUUGAGUUGGCUUAUAUCAACACAAAACAUCCAGACUUUGCAGAUGCUUGUGGGCUCAUGAACAAUAACAUAGAGGAACAAAGAAGAAACAGACUAGCAAGAGAAUUACCUUCUUCUGUAUCACGAGACAAGUCCUCUAAAGUUCCAAGUGCUUUGGCACCUGCCUCCCAGGAGCCCUCCCCUGCUGCUUCUGCUGAGGCUGAUGGCAAGUUAAUUCAGGACAGCAGAAGAGAAACUAAAAAUGUUGCAUCUGGAGGUGGUGGGGUUGGAGAUGCUGUUCAAGAACCAACGACAGGAAACUGGAGAGGGAUGCUGAAAACUUCAAAAGCUGAAGAGUUGUUAGCCGAAGAAAAAUCAAAGCCAAUUCCAAUCAUGCCAGCCAGUCCACAAAAAGGUCACGCCGUGAAUCUGCUGGAUGUGCCGGUUCCUGUUGCACGUAAACUCUCUGCCCGUGAACAGCGAGACUGCGAGGUCAUUGAACGACUCAUCAAAUCCUAUUUCCUUAUCGUCAGAAAGAACAUUCAAGACAGUGUGCCAAAGGCAGUGAUGCACUUUCUGGUUAAUCAUGUGAAAGACACGCUGCAGAGUGAGCUGGUAGGACAGCUGUACAAGUCGUCCCUGUUGGACGACCUCUUGACCGAGUCUGAGGACAUGGCCCAGCGCAGGAAAGAAGCCGCUGACAUGCUAAAGGCAUUACAAGGAGCCAGUCAAAUUAUUGCUGAGAUUCGAGAGACUCACCUUUGGUGAAGAGAACUAUGUAUGUGAUACUGAGCUUUGUGACUCAGAACUUGCUAGUUACUCCUACUUGAGUAGAAUUUUAUUUAUGAACUCCUGUGUAUUGCAAUGGUAUCUGCUCAUGUAAAGACUGGCCAUAAACUGAAAAUUUUACUCCUGCAGAACCAAUCACAAAUUUAAUCCAAAUAAUAAAUGGCUGUUUC
Talpa occidentalis (Iberian mole) is the source of this 2456-nucleotide messenger RNA. RefSeq names its product dynamin 1 like (gene DNM1L). The coding region runs from base 55 to 2265 and encodes 736 amino acids. The transcript is spliced from 20 exons. Gene Ontology annotation, biological process: mitochondrial fragmentation involved in apoptotic process; mitochondrial fission. The record is from RefSeq and is a predicted model, not a curated record. Gene Ontology annotation, molecular function: GTPase activity; GTP binding; microtubule binding. Gene Ontology annotation, cellular component: microtubule; membrane; mitochondrion. Lineage: Eukaryota; Metazoa; Chordata; Mammalia; Eulipotyphla; Talpidae.